AUGUUCCUGCAACGCUCUGCCAUCGCUGCGGCCCGCCGCGCCGCUGCCGCUCCGGCCAUUGCCCGCGGCUUCGCCACCUCUGUUGCUCGCCGUUCCGCUGGCCCUUCCAACCCCAACCAGCAGGCUGCUGCUCUUGCUGGCACCGCCGAGAAGAAGAUUGGCCCCUACAAGACUCUGUCUGAGAUCAAGUCCGAGGACGACCUCUUCGGCCCCGGCGCCCAGCCCGGCACCGUCCCCACCGACCUCGAGCAGGCCACCGGUCUCGAGCGCCUCGAGAUCCUCGGAAAGAUGGAGGGCGUCGACGUCUUCGACAUGCGCCCCCUCGACGCCAGCCGCAAGGGAACCUUGGAGAACCCCAUCCUGGUGCGCUCCGCCGGCGAGGAGCAGCUUGCCGGCUGCACCGGUUCGCCCGCCGACUCCCACGGCGUCAUCUGGCUCGGCCUUUCCAAGGAGCGCCCUAUCGAGCGAUGCCCCGAGUGCGGCAGCGUCUACAAGAUGGACUACGUCGGUCCCGAGGACGACCACCACCACCACCACGCCCACCAGGAGAUCGCCGAGCCCAAGACCUUCGCCGAUUUCGUCAAGCCCGAGUACCGCUACCGAUAA
Molecule: messenger RNA, 606 nt
Organism: Trichoderma citrinoviride
Lineage: Eukaryota; Fungi; Ascomycota; Sordariomycetes; Hypocreales; Hypocreaceae
Product: COX5B-domain-containing protein
Exons: 4
Coding region: 1-606 (201 amino acids)
Biological process (GO): mitochondrial electron transport, cytochrome c to oxygen
Cellular component (GO): mitochondrial envelope
Source: RefSeq, a predicted model, not a curated record